AUGUUCUCCAAAUCAAUUGCUAACCCUUUAUUGGCCUCAACCGUCAAAUCCACUUUCAAAUCAAACUUGAGAACCUAUGCUACCGCAGGUAAAGAUCUUAAAUCCACUCUUAUCUCAAUUAUCCCAGAAAGAAAAGAGGCCUUUUUAAAAGUUAAAAAGGAAUAUUCCGAUAAAACAAUUGGUGAGCUAACCGUUGGUCAAUGUUUAGGUGGUAUGAGAGGUACUAAAUCCUUGUACUGGGAAUCAUCUGUCUUGGACCCCAACGAAGGUAUCAGAUUCCACAACAAGACUAUCGAUGAGUGUCAAGAGUUUUUACCAAAAUCAAAGCACGAAAUCGGCGACAAAUUGUCCAUCUUCUUGCCUGAAUCAAUGUUCUGGUAUCUUUUAACUGGCCAAGUUCCAACCCAAGAACAGGUCAACGCCUUUUCUAAGGAAUUGGCCGAAAAAGCUGAAUUACCCGCCUACUGCGAAAAAAUCUUGGACUCAUUACCAUCAACUUUGCAUCCAAUGACCCAAAUGUCCAUUGCCAUCUCUGCCUUGAACCAUGAUUCCUUAUUCGCUAAGGCCUAUGAAAAAGGUAUUGCUAAGGCUGACUACUGGGAGUAUGUCUUUGACGAUGUUAUCAACUUAAUCGCCAAAUUGCCUGCCAUUGCCGGUAAAAUCUACCAAAACACCUACAAGACCGAUAUCCUCAAAUCGAAAAACACCUCGGAAUUAGGUCAAUUAAACAAAGACCAAGAUUGGUCCUACAACAUUGCUUCUUUCCUCGGUAUGACCGAAAAGGACUCUCUCAAUAUCAACAACUUCAGCACAACUGAAUCAAAGGAUUUCGUCAACUUGGUUCGUCUUUACUGUGCUCUCCAUGGUGACCACGAAGGUGGUAACGUCUCCUCCCAUGCCACUCACUUGGUUGGUUCUGCUUUAUCCGACCCUUACUUGUCUUACUCUGCUGGUAUCCAAGGUUUGGCUGGUCCUUUGCAUGGUUUGGCUGCUCAAGAAGUCGUCAGAUUCAUCACAACAAUGAAAGAAAAACUUGUUGGUAACGGUGACAAAUUGCCUUCUGACGAAAAAAUCGUUGAAUACUUGUGGAGCAUCUUGAACUCUGGCAGAGUUAUCCCAGGUUACGGUCAUGCUGUCUUAAGAAAACCUGAUCCAAGAUUCAAAGCCAUGUUGGAAUUUGGUUUAGCCAGACCUUCCAUUGCUGAAAACGAUAUCUUCUUCCAAUUUGUUCACAAAUUGUCCCAAGUCGCCCCAGGUGUCUUGACUGAACAUGGUAAGACCAAAAACCCUUACCCAAAUGUCGACUCAGGUUCUGGUAUCUUGUUCUACCACUAUGGUAUCAAAGAAACUUUAUACUUCACUGUCAUCUUCGGUUGUUCAAGAGCUUUAGGUCCAUUAAACCAAUUAAUCUGGGAUAGAAUCCUCGGUUUACCAAUCGAAAGACCAAAGAGUAUCGAUUUAGCUACCAUUGCUAAGCUCUCCAAAUAG
Messenger RNA from Ascoidea rubescens DSM 1968, 1488 nucleotides. Its product is annotated as citrate synthase-like protein. The coding region runs from base 1 to 1488 and encodes 495 amino acids. Gene Ontology annotation, molecular function: 2-methylcitrate synthase activity. Gene Ontology annotation, biological process: tricarboxylic acid cycle; carbohydrate metabolic process. Gene Ontology annotation, cellular component: mitochondrial matrix. NCBI's taxonomy places the organism in Eukaryota, Fungi, Ascomycota, Saccharomycetes, Ascoideales, Ascoideaceae. The transcript has a single exon. The record is from RefSeq and is a predicted model, not a curated record.